AUGGGCGAAAAGGAUGCCUCCUUCUCCAAUGAAGAAAGUUUCAAAUUUUUUGGGCUUGGAGGGUGUAAUGAGGUGGGACGAUCGUGCCAUAUCAUUGAGUACAAAAACAAAGUUAUUAUGUUGGAUGCCGGGAUGCACCCAGCAUUGAGUGGACAUGCAUCAUUUCCGUACUUUGAUGAAUACGACUUGUCCAAAGUGGACAUUUUGUUGGUGAGUCAUUUCCAUGUGGACCAUUCAGCUUCAUUACCCUAUGUAAUGCAACAAUCAAAUUUCAGAGGCAAGGUUUUCAUGACACAUGCAACUAAAGCAAUAUAUCGCUGGUUAAUGCAAGACUUUGUGAGAGUGACAUCCAUUGGAAACUCAAGGACGGAAGGCGGUGGUAGUACUAGUAGUAAUGACGAAGGUGGGAAUAUAUACACAGAUGACGAUAUAUUUAAAUCCUUUGACAGAAUUGAGACUAUUGAUUUUCACUCGACAAUGGAAGUUGAUGGAAUCCGGUUCACAGCUUACUACGCCGGCCAUGUUCUUGGUGCUUGUAUGUAUUUGAUCGAAAUUGGCGGGUUGAAGAUACUUUUCACAGGUGAUUAUUCCAGAGAAGAAAAUCGUCAUUUACCUUCCGCCGAAGUCCCACCAGUCAAACCUGACGUUUUAAUUACUGAGUCAACAUUUGGAACUGGUACAUUAGAGCCCAGAGCUGAGUUGGAGACGAAACUUACGAACCACAUCCAUGCAACGCUAACAAAGGGAGGACGUGUUUUGUUGCCAGUAUUUGCCUUGGGUAACGCCCAAGAACUAUUGUUGAUUCUUGACGAAUAUUGGGAAAAAAACGAAGAUCUACAGAAUGUCAGUGUUUAUUACUGCUCUGAUCUAGCUAGAAAAUGUAUGGCCGUUUACGAAACAUACACUGGUAUCAUGAAUGAUAAAAUACGGCUCUCGUCUUCUUCUGAUGAUUCAAAGUCUAGCCCGUUUGAUUUUAAGUAUAUCAAGUCAAUCAGAAACCUUUCAAAAUUUUCAGAUUUGGGUCCAUCCGUAGUUGUAGCAACGCCGGGUAUGUUGCAAGCAGGAGUAUCCAGACAAUUGCUAGAAAAGUGGGCACCAGAACAGAAGAAUCUUGUGAUAUUGACAGGAUACUCCGUAGAAGGAACAAUGGCAAAGGAUUUGUUGAAGGAACCACAAGUAAUCCAAUCAUUAAAUAACCCAGAUUUGAGUAUCCCCAGAAGAAUUGGAAUUGAAGAGAUUUCAUUUGCUGCGCAUGUUGAUUUUCAGCAAAAUUCCGAAUUCAUUGACAAGGUAUCUCCUUCGAAAAUCAUUUUGGUACAUGGUGACUCAGUUCCUAUGGGUAGGUUGAAAUCGGCGUUGUUGAGUAAAUAUUCCUCACGAAAGGGUACCGACAAAGAGGUCAAGGUAUUCAACCCCAGGAAUUGUGAAGAGCUUACUAUUCCAUUCAAGGGAUUAAAGAUUGCUAAAGUGCUUGGUUCACUUGCAGAAGAGCAAUUGCAGACUUUGAAACAUGAGAUUGAGGAGAAAUUGACUGAAGUUGAUAAUGACGGAAAUGAUGUCAAAAUGGAGGAGGUGGACGACGAAGAUUCCGAGAAAAAAAGACAAGUCAAUGGAACACUAAGCACUUUCAAACCGGGUCAAGUUGUUUCCGGAGUACUCGUUGCAAAAGAUUUUGAAUUGGAUCUUGUUCAGUUGCAAGAUUUGAACGAGUUUACUCAGUUAUCCACAUCGAUAGUCAAGUCCAAAAUGAAUCUCAAAAUCAAUGCAAAUUUACCAUUGAUGAUUUGGCAUUUGGAGCAAAUGUUUGGUUACAUCAAUGUUAUCAAUGAUGAUGCACAGUCAUGGGAAUGUGUGGUUAUGGACGUUGUAGACAUUUUAAUAGAUAGAUCAAAAGGUCCCGGACUUUACAUCUCGGUGGAGUGGAUUAAUGACAAUUUAAUGGCCGAUUCAUUAGCAGAUAGUAUCAUUGCUAUACUAUAUUCGAUUGAUUCGUCUCCAGCAUCAGUGAAGAUGUCAUCGGCACAACAUUCUCAUAAUCAUCAACAUCCCCACAUCAAACAAGAAUUUGAGAAUGACACUUCGUUGACUUCCAAGUCAGAUAUUGCGAGUCGGAUAUCUCAACUUCAGCUUUUAUUGGAAGCUCAGUUUGGUGAAUCUUUGGAGAAUUUAGAAGAUGAGAAGGCUAGGAUAACAAUUGGAAAGAGUGUUGCUAAUAUAGAUUACAGGACUUUGAAGGUAGAGUGUGCCUCAAAGGUGUUGAAGGAUCGUAUAGAAACAACCAUCAGGAGAGGAACUGUACUAACAGCUCCAUUGGCUUUGCCACCUAAAUAG
Molecule: messenger RNA, 2331 nt
Organism: Lodderomyces parapsilosis
Lineage: Eukaryota; Fungi; Ascomycota; Pichiomycetes; Serinales; Debaryomycetaceae
Product: cleavage polyadenylation factor subunit
Exons: 1
Coding region: 1-2331 (776 amino acids)
Biological process (GO): mRNA 3'-end processing by stem-loop binding and cleavage
Cellular component (GO): mRNA cleavage and polyadenylation specificity factor complex
Molecular function (GO): RNA endonuclease activity; RNA binding; 5'-3' exonuclease activity
Source: RefSeq, a predicted model, not a curated record